This is a messenger RNA of Clonostachys rhizophaga, 1398 nucleotides long. Lineage: Eukaryota; Fungi; Ascomycota; Sordariomycetes; Hypocreales; Bionectriaceae. The record is from the annotation of a GenBank genome assembly.
AUGGAGUCUUCAAACCAGCCCACUCCUGAACUACGAAUUGCCGUGGUUGGUUGUGGCCAUGGACAACUUGAUACCAUCUACGCUGACCUCGAGUCCGGAUGUUCUAGCAGAGGCUGGAGCCUGUCGGAUCUUGACCUUCUCAUCAUCUGCGGUGACUUUCAGGCUGUAAGAAACGAAUCAGAUCUCAAUUGCAUGUCUGUCCCGCGAAGAUACCGCCAGCUUGGGGACUUCCACAAAUACUACUCUAAACAGGCCCGAGCUCCUGUUCUCACAAUUGUCAUUGGUGGCAACCACGAAGCAUCAAAUUAUUUCUUCGAGUUGUAUCAUGGAGGCUGGUUAGCGCCCAAUAUCUUCUACAUGGGUGCUGCGGGCGUCAUACGCUAUGGCCCGUGGCGUAUUGCAGGCCUCUCAGGAAUCUAUGGCCGGCCAGAUUAUCGCAGCCCUCACCAUGAACGACUGCCAUACGAUCGUGACGGGAUCAAAUCCGUCUAUCACGUCCGCGAAUAUGAUGUCGAGAAGCUUCUUCGAGUUACUGGACAUAUCGAUAUUGGGCUAACUCAUGACUGGCCUGCUUGGGUGGAACUAUGCGGCGAAUAUGAGAAUUUGUAUGCUGCAAAGCCCCAUUUCCUCGCCAGUGCCAAGAUCGACAACCUGGGCAGCAAACCUGCCAGUCGACUCCUAGGAUAUUUACAGCCCUCUUAUUGGUUCUCAGGGCACAUGCAUGUCAAAUUUGCAGCCACUAUCAAACAUGUUGAAUCUACCUUUGAGGAUACUGUUCGCUUGCUUCCCGUAUCAGAAAGCAUUCGGACAACUUUGCCUUUAUUCAAGAAGAAUUCUUCUAAAUCUGUUGUUGAAAACACUUCCAAAGCCAAGCAGAACAACGUCACUCAGUUUCUGGCUCUCAGCAAGGCAGCAGGAGACCAUCCUUCUACGUACAUGGAGCUGUUGGAGCUCGAACUUCCCGAGCGCUCGGAAGAAGAGCAGCAGUAUUUCUCUCGCGAUGACAAUGGAAAAUACCAUCUGUCUUACGACGAGGAAUGGUUAGCCAUCACACGCGCAUACAACGACACCCUCCGGCUUGCCGAUCCGAACACCCUGAUUGUCCCUCCUGCAAAGAAAAAAAGCACCGUUUCUCCUACAACAAUAACCCGACAUAGGACCUGGGUUCGUGAUAACAUAUCCAAAAAGGGCCUGCUUCGAAUCCCGGAGGACUUCACAGCCCAUGCACCGACACAGUCUGCCAACACCAUGGCCGGGCAGGAACAGCCACCUGAAUUUCCAAACAAACAGACUUCAGAUUUUGCCGAGUUGUUGGAAAUGGAGGACAAAUUCGCCGUUUCCGUAGAUGACUCUCACCAGGAUGACGAUGAAGGUGGGAUAGAAUUCGGGUGGGAAUAG